Guyanagaster necrorhizus is the source of this 1598-nucleotide messenger RNA. RefSeq names its product 3-hydroxyisobutyrate dehydrogenase. The transcript is spliced from 6 exons. Bases 394 to 1401 code for a protein of 335 amino acids. Gene Ontology annotation, cellular component: mitochondrion. The record is from RefSeq and is a predicted model, not a curated record. Gene Ontology annotation, molecular function: NADP binding; 3-hydroxyisobutyrate dehydrogenase activity; NAD binding. Lineage: Eukaryota; Fungi; Basidiomycota; Agaricomycetes; Agaricales; Physalacriaceae. Gene Ontology annotation, biological process: L-valine catabolic process.
CCUCAUUCAUCCAAAGGUCUAGAAGAGCGUUCAAGUGGAGCAAGGCAUUUACUUUACCUUGCCCCUCUUGAGGACAAGUCAUCCCCUGUUGCGCAACGACAUGUUCAAGUUGCAAUUUGCCAAUCCUGAUGCUAGGAUAAACGGAUUUUGAUGCGUUGGUAAAUUCAUAAGGUGCUUGAAUUACCCGGAUUUUACAGGGAGACACAAGGGUCAUCAAUUCUGGGGUAAAUCACUGGUAACGGAUUCCCCUCUGUCUGUGUCUGCCGACAACCAACCAACCAACCAACCAACCACUCAACGGAACUCGGUAUUUUUAAUAGCCGGUCAUGCUUUCCCCCCACAACCCCGCACGAAAACCCAGAUGACCGCUUUGUGUAAUAGUACGUACCCAGUAUGAAGUCUCUCCGUCUGCUGGACCCUCUGUCUCGUAUGACCUUGCGCUCAAAGAGCACCGCAUUUGUCGGCUUAGGCCGCAUGGGCUCCGAGAUGGCCUACAACCUCUUUUCGAAACAACAAGCCCAAGAAGGCGACUCUCAUUUCGUUGUAUGCGACGCAGUGCCCGAACGUGCAGACCUUUUUUGCAGGGAUUUUCUCUUCAAGUUCCCCGAUGCCAAGAUUCAUACUGCAUUGACUCCAGACGUGGCUGCUAUGUCGUCCCAGACAGUGAUAACUAUGCUUCCGUCAUCUCCCCACGUAAAGCAAGUCUAUAACGAAAGCAUCAUUCCCGGGAUUCGUGCUCUUCCUCACAAUGCAAUCCGAGACACAUUUGCCAUCGAUUCGACCACUCUCGAUGUCUCAGUUGCCCAACAACUUGCCUCCCAGUUGAAUGACCUCGGCGUUCAAGCUGUAGAUGCGCCAGUAUCUGGUGGCGUCGCCGGGGCCAGGGCAGGAGCUCUCACGUUCCUCGUAGGAGGAACAGAAGCAGCUUUUGACAGAUCAUACUCUAUUCUUUCUCUUAUGGGCCAAAGAAUCAUUCACUGUGGUCCGUCUGGUGCUGGUCUCGGAGCUAAAAUCUGCAACAAUCUCAUGUUAGGUGUUCAGCAAAUUGCUACUGCCGAAGCCAUGCUACUGGGGAAGAGACUCGGUCUUGAUCCCGUCGUCUUGUCAAGCGUUAUCGGUUCAUCAACUGGCAAUUGUUGGUCCAUGUCCGUCAAUAAUCCCGUGCCCAAAGCUCUGCCAGAUCUAUCUCCACCGUGCGACCGUGGCUAUGAAGGAGGUUUCGCGACAAGCCUGAUGCUCAAGGAUAUGGGCUUAGCCGCCGAUAUUGGAGCGCAAACGGGGACACCUCUUCCCAUGGGAGAUGCUGCUACGCAGAUAUACGCCCGGAUGCUUCAAGCUUCCCCGGAACUUGCAACGAAAGAUUUCUCAUCUGUGUACAAGUUCCUUGAAUCAAAAGCAUGACUUCGUUUCAGGUCAAACUGCAAAGAUUAUCUGCAACAUAUCUUCCCGAUUGACUCAGUCAAAUUCAAAUCAGUAUUGACAAUGGACUUUUGUCACUGUACAUUUAUCGAGGUCUGAAUUUAUACAUACCUUUUGGAAAUGGACUUUUGAUCCCCAUACUGAGCUUUCGGGAGCGCACAAGUGAAUGACUCAAAGAG